Microsporum canis CBS 113480 is the source of this 6978-nucleotide messenger RNA. RefSeq names its product NFX1-type zinc finger-containing protein 1. The transcript has 7 exons. Gene Ontology annotation, molecular function: helicase activity; ATP binding; ATP hydrolysis activity. The record is from RefSeq and is a predicted model, not a curated record. The coding region runs from base 1 to 6978 and encodes 2325 amino acids. NCBI's taxonomy places the organism in Eukaryota, Fungi, Ascomycota, Eurotiomycetes, Onygenales, Arthrodermataceae.
AUGGCUUCCUCGAACCUAGAUGAUGCUCGAACCGUGAGGCUCUCGGCUUUUUUCAACAAGGUCGUCCACGGCCAGAGAACACUGUCUACCGCGCGUGACGGCAAGCUCUUUAUCGAGGCCUUGUGUGCUCAGACCGACCCAGCAACUUGUGCCCACAAGCUCCUUUCCAGCCAGGGAGGGCUUCCCGCCCUCCAAGCAUCAGUGCGAUUCGAUACUUCUCCCUCAUUUCUAAAUGAGAAUGCUUUGACAUUGCUUCAGUACCUUCAGUCACCGUCCCUAAAAUUGAUCGACUCCGGGUCGAUUCUUAACCAGUUACUGCUUAGCAUGGUAGAGCCGCCAUUCUUCUGGGAUGCUUGCAUACAAUCAUUCGUGGAUGGUUUACUUGGGCCAGAUGCUUGCCACGCCUUCGCAUGGCUACUGCUACAGCUCAUCUGCUUGCCUGGCAAGGCAUCAUCACCCUACGCUGCAGUAGCAAAUUCACAGAAUAUACUAGAAUCAAUACUAACAUCACCGAACGGAGAAACUCGCAUCCUAGGACAGAAGAUCAAACAUGCCUUACCGCUGGAUGCAUCGGAACUUCACGACACCGAAGGUUCUUCACCUGGUGGCAGGCAUGACAACGAUCAUGCGAAUCAUAGGGAGAUUUUAAUCAUGCCUACUGCAGAUGAGCUUUUGUCAAAGGACCGCCCUUUUCUCCGCACCGCUGACUUUAUCGACGACCCGGAGCUUGUAUCUUCACGCCGCGACAUGCAUCUAGAUAAUCAGUUCCGGCUUCUUCGCGAAGAUAUGCUCUGUGAAAUACGAGAUGAGCUAAAAAUAAUGUCAGGGGAAAAGCGUGGCCGCCACAGAGGUAUCGUUCUGGGCGGUCUUUCUCUUGCAGGAGUGGAGACGGGUACUGACCGUAAGCGCUUACCGUGGUGUGUCGUGCUCAAAUGCAAUGGCGAGUUCCCCCAAUUGAAGAAUCUUACCAAGGAGAAGAAGAAAGACUUUCUGGAAGACAACCGGCACAUUUUACGGCACGGAAACAUGGCGUGUCUGAUGAUUGAUGACGAGCCAGUAGCGUUUCCGACCAUCCAUCGAGAUGAAGACAGGCUCCUUGAUAACCCUGCUACAAUCGCUGUACAGUUCCCUGAUGAUCUAACGCUCUCAUAUGCCCUGUCUAAGAUGAAGACAGCUAAAAGUGUUAAAUUAGCCCAGCUCGAUGCAGCAAUAUUUGCAUUUGAGCCAUUCUUGCGACGCUUGCAAGAGAUGGUUGAGUUACCACUAGCGGAAGAGCUGCUUUACUGGGAGGAAGGUAAAACCAUCGGGGCCCCAUCUUUUCAGCCGACAACCUUAAUCACUGCACUCAAAGAGCUCUCUGGUAAGAGUGUGCAAGGUCUCUUAGGCCUCAAGAAAAAGGUUAUUCUAGACGAUUCACAAAUGAUAUCUCUUUGCAAUAGCUUAUUUCAACGCGUUAGUCUAAUUCAAGGUCCACCCGGAACUGGAAAGUCCUUUAUUGGUGCCUUGAUAACCAAGGCCCUGCACGACUCAACGUCUGAGAAGAUUCUGGUAGUUUGUUUCACCAACCAUGCCCUAGAUCAAUUUCUCGAGGACUUAAUGGAUAUUGGGAUUCCACAAUCGGCUAUGAUUCGUCUAGGGGGCAAAUCGACGGACCGGACGAGGCCCUUGAUGAUUCGAGAAAUGCCCAGCGUAAAGUCCACCCGAAUGCAAUGGGCUCGGAUUGAUACGCUAAAACGAAGCAUAUGCCAUAGCGAGAGAAAACUGAAGGAUGUUUUUAACCGCUACCAGACUGCCAAUAUUCAGAAAAAACAUCUCAUGGAGUUUCUUGAAUUUUUAUCUGAAGACCUUCCAUUCUAUGACACUUUUACGGUCCCAGAAACCGAGAAUGGCACGACUCGGAUUGGCAAAGCUGGAAAAGCCAUGAGCCCAUUCUACCUUCUCGAUCGGUGGAUCAGGGGUGAAAGUAACGCUGGAGCUCUCCAAAAUUUACAGCCGAUAGGUGCCGAUGCGGUUUGGAAAAUGCCACUUGCGUUAAGACAAUCCACUCUAGUUCGCUGGCAGACAGCUAUCCUAGAUGAUCUUGUUAUGGAGAUUCGGGAUAUCGGACGGCAGUUUAACUUGGAUCGAGCUGAACUUGACAGAUUAUUUAGAGAGAGAGAUGCGGGUAUUAUAAAAACUAAGAGGAUUAUUGCUUGUACUACAAACGGGGCCGCCAAAUACUCUGCGGAAAUACAAAAUGCGGCACCAGGCGUCAUCAUUGUUGAAGAGGCUGGUGAGAUCUUGGAAGCUCACAUCUUGACCUCUUUAGGGCUGCAUACUGAGCAAUUGAUCUUGAUCGGAGAUCAUAAGCAACUUCGUCCUAAGUGUUCAUAUGAGCUCAGUGUUGACCAGGGUGACGGUUUCGACCUCAAUCGAUCUUUGUUCGAAAGGCUUGUCCGUAAAGGCUUUCCGCACGUCACUCUCACAAAGCAACAUCGUAUGAGGCCGGAGAUCUCUUCCAUGAUCCGACAUCUAACCUACUCUGACCUUACCGAUGCUAACUCAACCUACAACCGGGCCAAUAUUCGCGGCUUCUGCGAUAAUGUUAUAUUUGUUAAUCACUCCAAACCAGAAGCUGAACUGAAGAGUUCGAAGGAGUUGAGGGAUGGCAGAACCACCUCGAAGCAAAAUGCAUUUGAAGCGCAGAUGAUAUUAAAGUGCGUUCGGUAUUUGGCACAGCAGGGUUAUACCUCCGACAAACUAGUCGUUAUUACGCCCUAUCUUGGGCAGCUGAAGCUUUUGAGAGAGCACCUCGCGAAAGAAAAUGACCCCAUACUCAAUGACCUCGACAAGUUUGACUUAGUACGUGCAGGGUUAUUGACUGACCUUAGCUUAAAGACAACAAAGCCAUCGCUCCGUAUAUCAACCAUCGACAACUACCAAGGUGAAGAGAGCGAUAUCGUCUUGGCCUCGAUGACCCGAAGCAAUAAGUCAUCUGAUAUCGGCUUUAUGGCAGCACCUGAACGUUUGAAUGUCUUGCUCUCCCGUGCACGGGAUGGUCUGAUCAUGAUUGGAAACUCUGAGACCUUCAUGCAUGCUCGCAAAGGUAAGGAUGUUUGGCGAAAAUUAUUCGUUCACCUGAAAGAAAACGGACACAUCUACGAAGGAUUUCCCGUGAGAUGUGAGAAACAUCCAGAUCGAACGGCUUUGCUCUGUAAAACUGAAGAUUUCGAGGCAGAAUGCCCAGAUGGGGGAUGUACAGAGCCCUGUGGCGAAAUGCUGAAAUGCGGCCUUCAUAAAUGCCCGAGUAGCUGCCACCAGCUGUUCGAUCAUUCUAAAAUUCUUUGCCAGGCCCCUUUGACUCAAAAGUGUUCCAAUGGACAUAGUCAAUCCUGGAGGUGCCACCGUGGUGCACCACUAGCUUGUCAGAAGUGCGAGCGUGACAGAAAGGAGGCCUUAAAAAAGGCCCAAAAAGCCCUAGAGGAAAAAGAAAAGCGGGAGGAAAAGGCGAGAAGACAUCAAGAAGAAGUUGCAAAGGUAGACGAAGCCAUUGAAGAGAUCAACCGGAAGAUGAAAGAAGUGCGGCUAGAUCAUGAGCGACAGGCUAUUCUUCUUCAAAAACGACAGGACCUUGCGGCUGCCAAGGAUCGGGCUAACAUGGAACAAACGACCGCUCAUCAAGCAGAUAACUCUAAACAAGCUUCAAUCCCCACCAGUGAAAGCCUUAAAAUCACAUCAAAGCCUUUGCCCGCAGUUAAGUCCAGCCCGAACAAACCAAGUACGCGUUUACGGGUUCACGAGCACUUAAAAUCGGCCGUCGAGCAUAACGAGUCCCCUUCCAAGACAGAAUGGCAACGCCAGAAGGACCAAGAAAAUGCAAAAAAUCCAGCUAUCGAUAAGAUCAUGGAGAUGGUUGGCCUGGAGCAUGUGAAAAGCCAGGUUCUGAAAAUCAAAGCAAAGGUCGAAACUUCCCUCCGCCAGGACGCCGAUCUCAAGAAGGAACGCCUUGGGCUCACCCUCCUAGGAAAUCCAGGCACAGGUAAAACAACUGUUGCAAGGCACUACGCGAAGGCACUGAGCUCGCUGAAAGUCCUUCCCGGAGAUGGCUUCAUCGAGACCACCGGCUCACGUCUUGCGCACGGCGGCAUUACUGAGGUCAAAAAUCACCUACAGCAAUUAGAAAAUUCAGAGGGCGGUGUAUACUUCAUCGAUGAAGCCUACCAGCUUACAGAGACGCACAAUCAUGGUGGUAAACCGGUACUUGAUUUUUUGCUUGCCGAAAUUGAGAACCUCACUGGGCGAGUAGUUUUUGUCUUUGCUGGAUACCGGAAGCAGAUGGAGAAAUUCUUUGAACAUAACCCUGGGUUUUCUAGUCGUAUACCCUACACUCUCCACUUUGACGACUAUACCGAUGCAGAACUUUUGAAGAUGUUACAGUUUCAAAUGAACCGAUUCUUUAAACAUGGAGUUGACGUCGAGGAUGGUUUUGAUGGUUUAUAUAUGCGGAUUGCCGUUCGUCGAUUAGGGAGAGGACGGGGGCGCGAUGGCUUCGGUAAUGCCAGAGCGUUAGAGAAUAUGUUUGCUCAGAUUCGGGAGCGACAAUCAGAACGGUUAACAAAGCAAAGGAAGGAAGGGAGUAGUCCGGAUGACUAUCAUAUAAGCAAGGAGGAUCUCAUCGGGCCUGAUCCGUCAAAAGUGAUCUUAACCUGCAACGCCUGGACCCAGCUCCAGCAAAUGAUUGGUCUAAAAUCUGUCAAGAAGUCUAUCAGGACAAUGAUUGACCUUAUCAAGACAAACUAUGUCAGGGAGUUAGACGAAAAGGAGAUAAUCGACGUAUCUCUCAACCGUAUCUUCCUUGGCCCGCCAGGAACUGGAAAAACUUCUGUCGCCAAACUGUACGGUCAAAUUCUCGCAGAUAUUGGGAUGUUAAGUAGUGGUGAAGUUGUCGUCAAGAAUCCGUCCGAUUUUAUUGGUAACGUUAUUGGCCAGUCCGAAGCAAACACAAAAGCCAUACUCGCUACCACUGUCGGCAAAGUCCUUAUUAUUGACGAAGCUUAUAUGCUCUACUCCGGAUCUGGUUCAACAGGGGGAGGCAACACCGAUAUAUUUAAGACCGCUGUCAUUGACACUAUUGUCGCGGAAGUCCAAAGUGUGCCAGGGGACGAUCGAUGUGUGCUACUCCUUGGAUACGAAUCACAGAUGCUGGACAUGUUCCAGAACGUUAAUCCAGGCCUUACCCGAAGAUUUCAACUUUCGGAUGCAUUUCGGUUUGAAGACUUCAGUGAUUCCGAGCUGCAGGAGAUUCUACAACUGAAACUUAAAAAGCAGGACUUGGGCGCAACGCAGAAAGCCGUGUCUACGGCUGUUGAUGUUUUGGCCCGUCUGCGCAACGGACUCAAUUUCGGAAAUGGCGGAGAUGUCGAAACGUUGAUAUCGAAAGCUAAAGUUAGUUAUCAGACUCGACAAUCUGUUUUGCCGGCUGCACAGAGAUCCUCUGACUUCAUAUUCGAGCCACAAGAUUUUGACCCGGAUUAUGACCGAUCCGCUGGAGCUGAAACUAAUCUGCAGGAGCUCUUCAGGGGUGUGGUUGGCUGUGAAGGAAUCAUAGCGAAGCUAGAUGGGUUUUUGAGAGUUGCUCGAGGGAUGCGAGCUCAAGGCCUUGAUCCUCGUGGACAUAUACCAAUGAAUUUCAUAUUUAAAGGGCCACCUGGGACUGGAAAAACCACCACAGCGCGAAAAUUUGGUCAAAUUUACUAUGAUCUUGGCUUCCUAUCGCAGGUUGAAGUGGUAGAAUGCUCCUCCGCUGAUCUAAUCGGUCAAUACGUCGGCCACACCGGACCAAAGACCAUAAAGCAACUCGAGCGCGGAUUAGGCAAAGUCCUCUUUAUAGAUGAGGCUUACAGGCUCGGCCAAGGUCAAUUCGCCCAGGAAGCAAUAGACGAGCUCGUUGACAAUAUCACCAAGCCCAAAUUCGCAGGAAAGCUUAUCAUAAUUCUUGCAGGUUACGAUAACGAUAUGAAUAAUCUCCUCCGUGUGAACGAGGGGCUAAGCAGCCGUUUUGCAGACGAGAUAGUUUUUCCAUCACUAAGCCCAAAACACUGCCUUCAGCUACUCGAGGACAUGCUCAAGCAAAGCCAAGUCGCCUUCCCACGAAUGCAUGACCCAUCAAUUUAUCUGGACUUUCAAGAACAAAUUGCACAAAUGUCCAAGCUUCCUGGCUGGGGAAACGCGAGGGAUGUUCAGUCGCUCGCGAAGGCGAUGGUUCGGGCCGUAUAUCAGAGUAAUACCACCAAGGUAGACCAGCUCAUUUUACCGGCCGAGGUAGCCCAGAAGUGCCUCCGGGACAUGUUGGUCGACCGGUGCAAGAGAGCGAACGUCACACCUUCAUCACGACCACAGUAUGUAGGGCCAGUUAAAUCGCAGGAUGAUUCAUAUUCGCCGCCUCCCGUUGGAAUUGGUGCUUCGACAACAACAAAGUCUGAGGUAUCGAAACCAAAAGAAGACGAAGGUCCAGAUAAACCACAACCCGGGGUUACCAUAGAGGAUGGUCGUGACGCAGGGGUUGCCGAUGACAUUUGGGAACAACUUCAAACUGACAAAAAGGACGCUGAAGUCCAGGCGCAGAAAAGCAAGCUAAAAAUCCGCGAACUAGAAGAAGCCCAGCGUGCCGCGGAGGAAGUUGAAAAGGAAGCUGAGAAAGCUGCGGCCUCGUUGCGAGAAAUGAAGGCCAAAACUGAUGCCGAAAUUCUUGAGCGCUUACGCCUUCGUGAAGAGGCAAGGAUUCGCGAGAUAGAAGCAAAGGCUGAGGCGGAACGCAUUCGGAGAGAGCUGGAAAGGAAAAGGCAGGAAGAGGAGCAGAAAAGAAAAAAGGAAGAACUUGCUCAGCGCAAAUUGAGGGAGAUGGGGGUUUGUGUCGCCGGGUUUAGAUGGAUCAAACAGAACGGCGGGUAUCGGUGUGCGGGUGGCGCCCAUUGGGUAUCUGACUCCCAGCUUGUUUAA